Molecule: messenger RNA, 2496 nt
Organism: Alosa sapidissima (American shad)
Lineage: Eukaryota; Metazoa; Chordata; Actinopteri; Clupeiformes; Clupeidae
Product: extracellular calcium-sensing receptor-like
Exons: 6
Coding region: 16-2496 (826 amino acids)
Biological process (GO): G protein-coupled receptor signaling pathway
Cellular component (GO): membrane
Molecular function (GO): G protein-coupled receptor activity
Source: RefSeq, a predicted model, not a curated record
UUCAAUCUCACUGGGAUGCACCAGGAUGGAGAUGUGAUCAUAGGGGGACUGUUUGAAGUUCAUUUGCUUGCUUUAUAUCCAGAGAUGACUUUCAGGACAAAACCAGAGCAGCUCCGGUGUCAUCAGUUUAACUUCCAUGGAUUCAAACAAGCAAUGGCGAUGGUUUUUGCUGUACAAGAGAUCAACAGAAACCCAAACCUGCUUCCAUAUAUAAAGUUAGGCUAUCAAAUGUAUGACAAUUGUGUGAGGCUGGAUGUGGCAAUCCGAGCUGCCACAGCUCUUGUCAGUGGAACUGAAAAGUAUUUUGCCAUGCGGAAUUGCACUGGGCUACCUCCUGUGUUAGGGAUUGUGGGAGAUCCUGUGUCCUCUCACUCAAUUGCCAUAUCCAGUGUACUAGGACUGUUCCGUGUCCCUAUGGUAAGCUUCUUUGCCACCUGUUCCUGCUUAAGUGAUAGAAGGCGCUACCCCUCUUUUUUCAGGACUAUUCCCAGUGACGCCUUCCAAGUGAGAGCUAUGAUUCAGAUAUUACAGCACUUCAGGUGGACUUGGGUGGGUCUUAUCUAUAGUGAUGAUGACUAUGGCCAACAUGCUGCUAAGUCUUUCCAUGAGGAUAUCACUGCAUCUGGUGGUUGUGUGGCAUUCUCAGAAGUGCUGCCCAAAGACAAUAAUAUUGUGGAGAUCAGAAAGAUUAUGCAGGUCAUUCAGACAUCCACCUCACAAGUGAUUGUAGCCUUUUCUGCGAAAUCAUACCUAUUGCCCCUCAUGGAUGAAGUAGUUCGUCAGAAUGUAACAAGACAGUGGAUUGCCAGUGAGGCAUGGGCUACUUCUACUGUCUUUCUUAUCCCAGACUUGCUUCCAUUCCUCAGAGGCACUCUGGGCAUUGCCAUCCGGCGUGGAGAGAUUGAAGGAAUGAAGGAGUUUCUAUUGAGUAUUCGCCCUGACAAUGACCCAAAGAACGGUAUGGUGAAAAAGUUUUGGCAGGAGAUGUUUAGCUGUAGGUUUGACCCAGAAGAGGCCUUGGCCGUAGCAGAGGGAAGCAUCUGUACAGGAGAGGAGGGCCUGGGCAAAGCUGACUUAACAUUCAGCGAUGUGUCUGACCUCAGACCCUCCUAUAAUGUCUAUAAAGCAGUCUAUGCCCUGGCACAUUCUCUCCACAACCUGAUGAGCUGUGUCCCUGGGCAAGGGCCCUUUAAAGGGAAUAGCUGUGCUAGUCAUCAUGACAUUCAACCCUGGCAGUUAUUUCACUACCUACAGUCAGUGAACUACACAACAGGUUUUGGUGAUCAAGUGUCUUUUGAUGAGAAUGGUGAUGCCUUGGCCAUCUAUGACAUUUUGAACUGGCAAGUGUCGUCAGAUGGUACAAUGAAAACUAAAACAGUGGGUGCUGUUGAUGAAUCGCAACCAACCGGGAAAGUGCUGAGUCUAGAUGAGGACAAAAUCUUCUGGAACUUUGAAUCAAAAAAACCUCCUAGGUCAGUAUGUAGUGAGUCCUGUCCCCCUGGAACUAGAAAAGCCAGAAGGAAAGGACUACCUGACUGCUGCUUUGAUUGUCUCCCUUGUGCAGGUGGAGAGAUCAGUAACACUACAGAUUCUCUUGAAUGCUUCCGAUGUCCAAAGGAGUUCUGGUCAAGCCUACAGAAAGACCGAUGUGUCCCCAAGGAGGUUGAGUUUCUCUCCUAUGAAGAGGCUUUGGGCAUCUCCUUGACAACAGUGUCCCUCCUUGGUGCGUGUAUUGCUGCUGUGGUUCUUGCUAUAUUUGUUCACCACCGUCAUACUCCGGUAGUGCGAGCUAACAACUCCGAACUGAGCUUCCUGAUUCUGCUUUCACUAAAACUCUGUUUCCUGUGUGCAUUGCUGUUCAUUGGCCAGCCCAGGCUAUGGACCUGUCAGCUCCGCCAUGCAGCAUUUGGUAUCAGUUUUGUACUCUGUGUCUCUAGCAUUCUGGUCAAGACAAUGGUUGUGAUUGCAGUUUUUAAGGCCACAAGACCUGAAGGAAAAGGGGCCAUGAAGUGGUUUGGGGCAGCCCAGCAAAGAGCCACUGUCAUCGUCCUAACCUCUCUCCAAGUGGCCAUCUGUGUGAUCUGGCUCUCCACUGCUUCUCCUACCCCUCACAAAAACACUCACUACCAGACCUCCAAGAUUGUGUUUGAAUGUGCAGUGGGCUCAGUGGCAGGUUUUGCUACAUUGUUGGGCUACAUAGGCCUUCUAGCAGCCAUUAGCUUUUUGUUAGCUUUCUUAGCAAGAAACCUCCCAGAUAAUUUCAAUGAGGCCAAGUUCAUUACCUUCAGCAUGCUCAUCUUUUGUGCUGUGUGGAUUGCUUUUGUUCCUGCCUAUGUCAGUUCACCUGGUAAGUAUGCAGAUACUGUGGAGAUCUUUGCAAUCCUGGCCUCCAGCUUUGGCCUACUCAUGGCCAUUUUUGCUCCAAAGUGCUACAUAAUUCUCCUGCACCCAGAGAGAAACACCAAAAAGGCACUCCUGGGUCGAGCCUCUAAAUGA